AUGGUUGAAAAUAAUUCACUGAAACAAAAAGGUAAAAAUCAAAAUCCUUUGGUCCCUUGGUUAGGCAUAUCCGACGAGUUGUGGGAAAAGGUCCCAAGAAACAUAUUGAAGGAAGAAGAAAUACCUGAGCAACGCACAAUACAAUUUGCAUUAGUUGGAGUUCAAUCUAAUCAAGAGUUGGUUCAACACUACUCCUCCUGGUCACGACUGCAGAGAGCAACAGCUUGGUUAAAAAGAUUUGUAGAAUAUUUGAGAACAAGAAGGGUACCAAGUGAAGUUCAUUUGUCUGUGAGAGAACUGCAAGCGGCCGAAGUAUGUAUACGGAAACAAGUUCAAGCCGAAUGUUUCCUUGAUGAGUUACGAUCUCUGGAUUCUCAAAGGGAGUUGAACCUAAAAAGUAAACUGAAGUCCCUACGUCCAUUUAUAAAGGACGGACUAAUCUUGGUUGGUGGACGUUUGAACAAUUCUGGGUUGUCAAUAUUACAAAGGCACCCGAUCGUGUUGCCUGUAAAUCAUAAGGUGACUAGGUUAAUAUUUGAACGAAUACAUUUAGAGCAAUUACAUUGUGGGCCUCAAGCCUUGCUUGCUGAGGUGAGACGAAGGUAUUGGCCGUUAAGUAGUCGAGUGAUGGCGCGUUCCGUGGUAUCACGUUGCGUGAGAUGCACCCGAGCCAAACCAACAUUUAAUGCUCCCUUGAUGGCUCCAUUACCCAAGGAAAGGGUCCAAGUCGCACAACCGUUCGCUGUUACUGGGGACGAUUUUGCUGGACCAAUCAUCAUAAGAAGCGGUAUAAGGCGAGUGAUAGGCGUGAAGGCCUGGAUAGCCGUUUUCGUAUGUUUUACCACAAGAGCAGUUCAUUUGGAGAUGGUGGAAGAUCUCGAUAACGGUACAAAUUUCGUUGGAGCAAGAAGAGAGCUGUACACGCAUCUAAAGGCUGCGCAUCCACAGAUAGCCCAGAGAGGUAUUGAAUGGCGAUUUAACCCACAAUCAGCACCGCAUUUCGGUGGCCUAUGGGAGAGUGCGGUUAAACGUGCAAAACACCAUUUAACCCGUAUGAUGAGUGAUGCCAAGCUAACUAUUGGUGAAUUAUCAACACUAUUGUGCCAGAUAGAAGCUUGCCUUAACUCACGACCGCUGACCCCAAUGAGCAGCGACCCAUCUGACUUAGAGGUAUUAACCCCAGCUCAUUUCCUGGUAGGCAGUCCUAUCUCGUUACCUCCUGAGGUCGACCUGAGACAGGAACCAUUGAAUAGUCUCAGAAGAUGGAAGUACAGGCGUUAA
This is a messenger RNA of Acyrthosiphon pisum (pea aphid), 1281 nucleotides long. RefSeq lists its product as uncharacterized. The transcript has 3 exons. The record is from RefSeq and is a predicted model, not a curated record. Bases 1 to 1281 code for a protein of 426 amino acids. Gene Ontology annotation, molecular function: nucleic acid binding. Lineage: Eukaryota; Metazoa; Arthropoda; Insecta; Hemiptera; Aphididae.